Messenger RNA from Scheffersomyces amazonensis, 511 nucleotides. RefSeq names its product Dpm3p (gene DPM3). The coding region runs from base 174 to 455 and encodes 93 amino acids. The record is from RefSeq and is a predicted model, not a curated record. Gene Ontology annotation, biological process: GPI anchor biosynthetic process. NCBI's taxonomy places the organism in Eukaryota, Fungi, Ascomycota, Pichiomycetes, Serinales, Debaryomycetaceae. Gene Ontology annotation, cellular component: dolichol-phosphate-mannose synthase complex; endoplasmic reticulum membrane. The transcript has a single exon.
UGAUAUUGUAGUAAUAGUAAUAGUAAUAGUAAUAAUAUACGGAGCACUAUAUGCAGUCCACAAAGUGUGAAAUUUGACACCAGACACGAAAGAAGUAAACACGUAAGUGAUGUAAAGACAGACAUUAAAAUUCAGACAGUUUACUUUACCAACAUAAUAACCAACGAGUAACCAUGACUAAAGCAACUGAAGCCAUUUUAACGGUUUUUGCAUUAUCUGCCAUAUACUUUGCGUUAUAUACCGGAGUGAUUCCCACCAGUGAUAAAAUCCAUGAAGAAAUAUUACCAUACUUGCCAUGGUGGGGUCUAGUGACAUUUGGAUCGUAUGCAUUAGGUACUUUAGGAUGGGGUGUUCUUACGUUCAAGGAUAAGGAAGACAAGUAUAAGGAAUUAUUGGUGCAAAUUGAUGAAGCUAAGAAAUUCUACAAGUCCAAGGGUCUUAAUUUGGACGAUUAGGGAGUUCUAAUAAAUAUAGUGUAAUAAAUAUAUAAAAUACAUAAUUAUAUUUCUAU